AUGGAUCCCAGCUAUGGUCACUUCACUAUCGAGGAAAAACCUGAUGUUACAUAUAAUGAUGUAGGAGGAUGUAUGAAGCAAAUUGAGAAGAUGCGAGAGGUGCUGAUGAGUGCUCAUUCGUCUGUUGUGUUUCAGAUUUUCUUUUUCCCCUUUGGGUGUUCUCUGCAAUGGUCCUCUGGUACUGGGAAAAUAUUUCUUUCCAAAGCAGUUGCAAAUUAUACAGAUGCAUGUUUCAUUCGUGUUAUUGGUAGUGAGCUUGUUCAUAAAUAUGUUAGUGAGGGGGCUAGAAUGGUUCAUGAACUGUUCCAGCCAUCUGUUGAUAUCAAGACGGUUCUUUCUCAUAUGAUGAAUAGGUUUUCAAACUAUACUGCUUUAAGUGCAGAAGUAUUACCUGAGUUUUUCCGGGUUGAAGUUUUCGCAAAACUAAACAGUGCCAUAGGAAAGGUGAUGGGAACUUCUAGAAUUAAUACAGUCGUCAGCUAG
Molecule: messenger RNA, 483 nt
Organism: Capsicum annuum
Lineage: Eukaryota; Viridiplantae; Streptophyta; Magnoliopsida; Solanales; Solanaceae
Product: 26S proteasome regulatory subunit 7-like
Exons: 5
Coding region: 1-483 (160 amino acids)
Biological process (GO): proteasome-mediated ubiquitin-dependent protein catabolic process
Cellular component (GO): proteasome regulatory particle, base subcomplex
Molecular function (GO): proteasome-activating activity; ATP hydrolysis activity; ATP binding
Source: RefSeq, a predicted model, not a curated record